AGUAUUUAUGUGCAGAAUAAUACUCUAAAAGCUUUCAACAACAAAGUUCUCAUAUGGCAGCUGCAGGUUUAUCAAGCUUCAAGACUUUGAAACAACGAUCACUAGUGCGAUGUUCUAAGCAAAUCAGGGAGCAAAAGGCACGACUUUAUAUCAUAUGGAGGUGCACCAUGUUUCUUAUGUGCUCGCAUGAUUAAGAAGAAGUAUAAAUGUGGAUCGAAAUGCAUCUAUUAGCUCUAGGAAGAGACGUAAGUUUUACACGUUAUUGAUCUUUAUAUGUAUAUAGAAAGAAAUGUUCCAUAAAGUGUUUUAUGUAUACAUGAUAAACGAAGUUUUGAAACAAUUAUAGUGUUGACUCGUUAAUGGAAUUAUAGGCCCUUUUGUACAAUGUAAGAUUUGAAUAAUGAUUAUGCAUAAAUCUUAUUUUUGGGAUCAA
This is a messenger RNA of Lactuca sativa (garden lettuce), 433 nucleotides long. RefSeq names its product small polypeptide DEVIL 14. NCBI's taxonomy places the organism in Eukaryota, Viridiplantae, Streptophyta, Magnoliopsida, Asterales, Asteraceae. Gene Ontology annotation, biological process: negative regulation of cell population proliferation. The record is from RefSeq and is a predicted model, not a curated record.